Molecule: messenger RNA, 2343 nt
Organism: Fimicolochytrium jonesii
Lineage: Eukaryota; Fungi; Chytridiomycota; Chytridiomycetes; Spizellomycetales; Powellomycetaceae
Exons: 2
Coding region: 134-2233 (699 amino acids)
Source: RefSeq, a predicted model, not a curated record
AAAUCGAGGACUACAAAUCUGACUACAAAUUCGAAUCAAUUCUGAGACAAGACGUUGCCAACUCCGGUGCUUUAGCUUUCGACCAGAUCCGACUCCAUCCCUCUGCCACGGAGGCGGUCAGAGCAAGGUAAAGAUGCUGGCAACGACGGGCAAAAAGGCGCUCUUGCCGGCAUGGCGAAGUGCCCGCACAUCUCCCUCCGUCCGUAUUGCGACGCUUCCUUGCGACAUACGGAGACUUGGGACUACUUCAACACCAAAUUCGCUUGCGGCUCGGUCCCUUGCAGCUGCUUCCUUCGGUGCUUCGAAGGUGCGCUCCACUCUGACGACGGGCCGGUUCGAACUCUCGAAAAGACACGGAUUCGCUUCAGCAGCGGUGGCCGAGGCCGUCGAAGAACCGACCUACGCUGCCCCGAAGACUCCAGGCAGUUCUCUGGAAGAUCUGCGCUACUUCCUCAAGCUAGUGGCAGAGCAACAGAUUGAGGUUGGGGAACGGGACGCGGCUUGGUUGACUAGAACGGCUGCUGCGUUGGGGGACGACACUUUACGGAUUGCGUUCGUAGGAGAGCAUAGUGCAGACGUUAUCAAUCUUGUCGGAGCAGUUCUGGAAACGUCUCUUGGUGGAGUUGCACCAGUAGGCCAAAUCCAGCGCAUCUCUUUUGGUUCAGGCAACGCUCCCGCCUCGGGAUCUGACUUGACGAGUCCAACUCCCUGGCUGGCUAAAAACCGCGCCGAAGUCCUUGCAGUGCCGGGAUUUGACAAGAUCGAUGCAUCCCAGCUAGAGGAUGUAAUCCAUCAAAGCGAUCUUGUCGUCCUCGCGACUCGAGUUGCGAAUCGGUUAACCAGUCCGCGCGAAACGGAGUUCCUGUCAAAGUACAUCGCGAGUGGCAAGUCGAACGUCAUCGUCACGGUUGACGGCUUGCAACAGGAAGGAUCGGAGACCUUGAACGCGCUGGAGAGCGUCAGGGAGCGACUCAACUUCUUCGCACCAAAGUCUUCUCCGGGUCAGCCACCUUUAGCGAUAGUCCCUGUCGAUACACACAAAGCAUUGGAAGCACGCCGUUUAUUGAAGAGUUUGAACCCUGCUGGACCCACCCCAUCAGUGUUCCUGAAGGAUCUGGAGUCUUCCGGGGUCCGUGAUGUUGAGCUAUCGAUUGUGUCGCAUAUCGAUACGCCAGCUGAUCGCGUCGAGUUGAAGCGAGAAUCCGCCAUCUUCACUGCCACACAAGCUUUGACACGCCUCCAGAACACCCUACAAUCCGCAGAUACCGCCCUGCAACAGGCGCUCGACGACUUGGACUCGUCGAUUGCACGCGUACUGAAAACGAAGGAACGGCUCGUUCGCGAUUUCCGCGGCGAGGAUUUGGCUGUAGUCAAUGGCAGCACAACGGCUUUGCGGGCAGCUGUCCGUGAGUACUUCACUAAAGUCCCCUUCUGGAAGCUAGUCUGGCGCAAUGACUUUGUGGCGGAUGACCUGAAGGUCAGGAUGCGGGAGCACACGCUGCUACAAGCAGAAUACCAGAUGGUGUAUGCGAUGGGAAAGUUGAACGAAGGCGCACGAUCGCUACGCGAAACAGUCCUGGAACAAGUGGACGCUGUAUUGGACCCGAAGUCACAUAUCAGCGCUGCGUCCAACGUGAACGCCAUCAAGGACCUCCUACUGGAAUUAGAGCGCACCCGUAUCCUCAUUAUCCGGCAAGGUGCUGCUCGACCUCUUGGACCAAGCACAUCCGAAGCCAAAUCCACACCUGAGUCGGGAUCACUUAUCUUCACCCCCGCCGACCCUUUCCUUCUCCGGAACCGCAUUGCGACAUUCGAUGCCACUCGCCACUGUGAUGAUCUUCAACGUGAUGCACAGAAGCUAGUUGUGAGGCAGGCCCUUUUCCAAGGCGCUCUCUAUACCACUUUGCUCCUUGUCACCCACUUUGGAGUGCCGUUGAUCUCCGUCGGGCUGCCAGUUGCACUCAUUUCCUCCGGCGCCGGACUGGCUUGGAUGAGGCUGCGAUGGCGGUUGCUGGAGCAGAGGUUCUGGGGUCGGGUGAGCAACGGUCACGACACGCUCAAGGAAGAUAUUUUGACUGCAUUUGAGCAGACCACAGAUCAGCAUCUCGUCGAGCCGGUAGCAGGUAUCGUGAAAGUCAUCCGCGAUGCGGUUGACGAGCGUAGACACAAGGUAGUGGACCUCCAAGCAGCCGUCGAUGCGGGGUUGACCCGGGCUCGCGAGCUCCGAAAGUAACUCUAGAUCUAAAGCAUGCGUCGUUUGUCUCCUCAUAUUGGACAAGGAUCCCCCUGCAAGCUUGCAUUUCUCCCUCCCGUUUCCUUCACACAUGUAUCUAUCUACCUCAC